AUGGCUUCGAUUUCACUGCCGCCGUCCCAGGGCUUCCCGCAUUUCGAUCCUCAACCCAACGCCCCCGGCAAUCGUCACAGCAUGGGCUCUCCGUUGCCUAAUCCCCCAUUCGUAUUUCCAGCACGGGACCCCGACGCCCCCGAGACUCAAUCAGAGACCCCUGAGCGUCGGGACCGGCCCGCACUGCCGGCAUUCUCUUUUAAUCCUGGCUCUGAGCAGUCGUCGCACCUUUCCGCACCGUCUAUUUCGAAUCGAGCCGGUGGACAUCGUCGACGUCCAAGUGAGUUUGUGGGUGGCGAUCAUCUAGUGACUCCAGAAACCGUCGGAGGUGAUAAACGGGAAGAAUCUUCCGUGGGAGCGCAACCGGCUCUGCCGCCUCCAGGGCCAGGUGUAGGGAGAGCUCCAGGACGCCGAGGCCAUGCUCAUCGCCGUUCCGCUGCAAUCUCUAAUGUCGAUUUGAAUGCAAUCACCAAGGCGCUCGGUCCCAAUGCUGGGGCUGGAAGUGCGCCUUGUACGCCUGCUGAUCCUCAGCACAAGAGCGAGUCUCCUGCACGACCAGUUUCUCAAUGCAUGAGUCUCGGUCGCCCUACACCCCCAGCAUCUCCUCAAUUCCCGCCUUCUCCUUCGAUUCCUCCCGUACCUCCGAUUCCAGCUGAUCUCCAAGCCGAAGUCGCCGCCAACAUCCAAGCCCCUGACACUGGACGCCCGGUAUCUGCAAUCUCACAUCAAACCUCAGAUAGUGCGGCCACGAUCAAAUUCCAGCAGCUUGAAAGGCCUGUUUACACAGACCGUGUGACACCGCGACCGAAUAACAAGCCAAAGCCGAGGCCGAAAACUGCCGACGCAUCUUUAGCUAUUGAUUUCAUGCAAAUGGACGAUCCAGCAGAAGUGUCUUCAAUUAAACGCUCGCAUUCGGCAGCCGGUCAUUCACGCGCUCGAAAAAGCAAGUCAACGCCGCAUCUCGAUUCUACCCUUUCACCCGAUGAUGCCCACUCGACAGACCAUUCCCGGCCUUCCAUUUCUGAUGAUGGGUUCGAAACAUCCGAAGACGAGGCGACGGAACACACGAUGUCCGAUAAAACAACCAUCAAGUCGAAAAAGAAGAAGCAGAAGCGGGUUCGCACUUGGGCCGGCUCGAUUCUAACUCGCACUAAGAGCAAGAGUAAGCGCCAUGCGAAGCACGACAAACAAGAAGAAAGAACCGAAGCAGAGGAUAAACCGCCCGCGCCUCGAGUACUCGCACCUCGCCCUCCUGCUCUCACUCGGACCAAUUCAGAGGCCGGAUCCGCGCUUGAUGUCGAUUUUGACAAUGACGACGUUGUUGUCAUCCGGACUCCCACCAACCCAACCAUGCCUCCUUCUGCUCUCGAACCCGUUCAAAACAGUCGUCCUUCGGUACCUCCUGUAUCUACCCUCGAGACCUCCUGGAAACCUAGGAGCUUCUAUGAGCAGGAGACCGGUCCGCAUGAUAACAUCCUGAGUAGCCCAAUCAUUGACCUUGACGCUGCACUGGGACCGUUCAAUACUCCCGACAUGCGCCCAGGUGGCCAGGGUGCGAACAACAACAAGUUUUCAGUGGCAACUCAGCGUAUGUACAGUGGUGGCAGGCGUGGCGAAUUUGUUGGCCCAGAGAUGCGUUACCACCGUCGCGCGGAAAGCGCCCCAGUGAUGCCUCCAUUCGACCGCAGCGCUCUAGGUCCCUUCCGUCUUGGUCCUAAUAAUACAGUUGAGACUCCGGAUGUGUUUGACGAGGAGGAAGAGGACGCUUUCCUGGCUGCAUCGCAAUCUCCCAGGAAUGAACGCCCCCCAGCUCUCACUUUACCUGUCAAGAAAGCAACUAUCCCGACACCCGAACUUGAUAAGAAGUCGGUUCAUAGCAAUGAUACCUCCGAUACCGAGGACACCACGCGUGCGCCCGCUACUCACAACCAGCUCGACAAACCAGAAUCGCCUGAAAAUGCUGGUCUUGGUAUUCGGCCUAAUGAUCAAUUUGCAAACGAACAAGAACCAGAGCAGGCACCUGCGCUCUGUGAAGCUCAGGUUGCUAGCAAUCCAUUUGCCAGCAAGCCUCGAAGCCCGGUGGAAAUCUUGAAAGCAGAAGAGCCUACAUCUAGAAGUAUGGGGCCACCCAGCCCUGACGUUUCGCCUCGCUUCUUGGCUGUUGACAAGCGACCUUCUACGUCUCCUAUUGAGUUGAUGCCUAGCAUUCCGCCUUUCUCUCUCCACUCAGGAGUUUCGCCAUCUGAGUCGUCUUUCCCAUCUCCAGAUGCCCCCCGAUCAAUUGCGGCAUCCUCGAUGACUGACCGGCAUUACUCACACUCUUAUCAUCACCUUCCCUCGGACUACCCUUAUGCAUCAGUCGAAGAUGUACCAUCUUUGACUAGCAGUGCAUCCACCAUGACCAACACACUGAACCGUUUCUCGGCAGCUUCCUUCUUCCCGCGUGCUCGUCUUUCCACCGACCGAGCAGCUUCGUUUUCUGGUGCUGGGACUCGCCGUACCAGUCAGGCUAACGCCUCCAAGCGCACUAGCCUAGCUAGUCUUUCCAAACUGGUUGGUGGCCCCCAUUCCGAGCGGAGCAAGCUGAACCAGGAGGAGAAACCCCCUGGCGAUGCCUCUGAAAAGUCGAAGAAGAAGGGCCGGCGCCUCAGCCGACUUAUGCACUUCUGGAAGGUCAAAGACAAAGAUCGGCCUUCCACUGAAGCAGCAGCAAAUGAGCGACCCCAGUCGUGA
This is a messenger RNA of Penicillium nucicola, 2733 nucleotides long. Its product is annotated as putative cell wall proline rich protein. The record is from RefSeq and is a predicted model, not a curated record. Lineage: Eukaryota; Fungi; Ascomycota; Eurotiomycetes; Eurotiales; Aspergillaceae. The coding region runs from base 1 to 2733 and encodes 910 amino acids. The transcript has a single exon.